Messenger RNA from Gadus macrocephalus (Pacific cod), 2100 nucleotides. It is a transcript of the gene snapc2, whose product is annotated as small nuclear RNA activating complex, polypeptide 2. Gene Ontology annotation, biological process: snRNA transcription. NCBI's taxonomy places the organism in Eukaryota, Metazoa, Chordata, Actinopteri, Gadiformes, Gadidae. The transcript has 7 exons. Gene Ontology annotation, cellular component: nuclear body. The record is from RefSeq and is a predicted model, not a curated record. The coding region runs from base 232 to 1509 and encodes 425 amino acids. Gene Ontology annotation, molecular function: RNA polymerase II general transcription initiation factor activity.
CCGCGCAGUUCGGCGCGGCACAUGCGUACGCAUGCGCGUAAACGGCCUUAUCGCUCGCCGUAGAGCUCGAAAUUGUGUUUCCGGCAACAAGGCAGUGUUGCCACAAGCCGUCCCCUCCAAACCCUCAGCCGACUGUUUAUCUUCAUGGCAUGAGCGGAGAGAAAACAGCAACAACAGCAACAGCAACAGCAACAACAUUACAUUAGGACCCGACCGUCGCCUCAGGACACCAUGAAGCCCCCGCCUCGGCAGCGCAUCCUGACCAAACGCUACGAGGAGCGCAGAACGGUGCAGAAGCAGGUGCGCGAACGGCGAGGGCUUAUGGAGAAUGUGUGCACCUGGGGGGUCACCGAGCAGCGCAGGUUGCUGAAGGGCCUCGAGUGGCUCAAGCACCACCGUCGCGUCGAGCCGGACAUCGACUAUGAGUGGUUGCAGAAGAGGGUUCCCAAGCGGUCCAUCGAGGAGCUGUGCACCGUGGUGCGUGAGCUGAAGGUCCGGGCGGUCAGCAGGGGGGCCAGUCAGCUGCGGAGGCAGCGGAGUAACGAGGCGGGGCUUGAGGGCGAGGGGGAGGAGCCUCUCCAGCUGUGGCGGGAAACGGCCCGCUUCGUGGCGGGGGACCUGGAGGGGGACAUCGCCAAGGCGUUCUCCCAGAUGCUGGUCGUGUCGUCCACAGAACCUCAGACCCCUUUGAACUCUGCAGUUUCUCCCCCGCGGUCUGGCCACGCCCAGCCCCCCACGACCGGCCCUGUCACUCCAGGGCCCCUCCCUCCCAGGGGCCCCUCCCCGGGGGGCCUGGCCCCCGUCCUCCAGACCCCCGUGGUGACCCUGACCCGGGUCCCCCUGUCAGGCCCCCCUGUAGGGGUGCUUGUCCCUCCGUCCACGCCGGGGCAGGGGCCCUCAGCCACGCCCUCCGUUGCGUUGCCAGGGGCAGGUUGCCAAGCAGCCGCCUCCACGCCUCUGUUGCGGCGGCUCAGCCAAGCGUCGGCCGUUGCCGGGGCAACGGACAAGCCUGGCUCAAGGGUGGAACCUGUUGAAGGCCCAGGCAAGGCAGGUCAACAGGAGCAGAGGUCGAAGUGCUUCGUGGACUUCAAUAAGAUAUACCUGCACCUCUCCCAUCCCUGGAGGGAGGGCAAGGACGGCCCCCUCUCGCCCUUGGAGUGCGCUGUGGUGCUGGACCUUCUGAUGGCGCUGCCAGAAGAGCUCCCUCUGCUGGAUGGAGGCAAACUACGCCAGCACAUGAUCGAGACCUACGCCAGCCUCUCCGCCCCCGCCCCGCGGGCAGAGAGGGGUGAGGUCCCCCCGCCGCCGGCCGCGGCCACCAGCCCCGGCCCCGCCCAAGCGGGACCCAGCCGGGACGCCGUGAACUCGGCCGCCGCGGGAGAACACAACUACUCGAAUGACCGCGGCGAGCGCGUGGUAGCGGCGAAGACACCCACGCCGCCCGAGCCCCCGCUGUGCCCCCUCAACCCGUUCAGGCUGCCCUUGAAGCUAUUGGUGAAACGCUCUUAGCUAGCCUGUGGACACACGCCGCGCCCCGAAGUAGCGCUCGCUGUACGCCCGGUCCUCCCUGUUUACGUUCUGUGAGGCGCACAGGGUCUGACGCACGUCGAGAAGUACGUCUGGCGUCGCUGAACGUGAGCCGCCGCUGUGCGGGGGUUGAGGCAGGGCCGUAGAAAGAGCUCGUCUGGUGCUGCAGUUGUGUCGGGUCCCCCAGACCCCAUCUAGCCCAGACUCUGCAUGCAUGUAAAACCUUUUCUAAUGAAUGUCCGUGGGAUCCGCAAGUGAGAGUAAAGUUUAUUCUGUACGGUAUGGUUGUUACUAUUAAGAUAUGUUUGUGAUAAUAAAUAUCCCUUCAAAGGUCAGGCGCUUGCCUUAACCGCUAGUUAAUGAAUAUUCGGUCAAUCAUUAAAGACCAAUGCAACCAAACCCAUUUUUGAAGAAAUUAUACGUAACACCUACAUUGUCGGUUAAAAGAUUUUCAAUCUGUUCGAUCUGUUCUACCCUGGCCUGAAAUCGUUUUUUGUUUCCUUAAACCGUUGCCCCUUUCAGGAAGGACUUUUAUUACCCUGUAACCAUCUUCCAAUAAAUAUUAUCAGAGUU